UGUGCAUAGCACCAUCGCCUCGGAACGGUAAUUAGCCCCGCUUUUCAGCUCUCGCGUACAGCUAGUCGUCGUCAUGAUCGCGUCGAGCCACAUCCACAGCCACAGCCAAGCUGGCACGGGGCAUGGGCAAUGCUGCGCUAUAUAGUAACUGAAUUAAUCAUGUGCCUUGUGUUUCUUUGAAACAUUUUAUUUACCGGACCGGUUUUUUCAUGUAUACAAAAUAAAACCGAUAUUUCAGUUGUCCAGGUUCAUCCUUGCACUACGGUCGACCGCGUACAUUUUCGCUGCAAUUUCUCACACAUUACCUACCUAUAUAUCUCUCUUUCGUGGCGCGAAUCCAGCUUCAAAUCGAAAGUGAUACCGAUCGCGCGACAUCCAAAAAAAAACAAAUAAAAACCAUCUAACGAGAUAUCCCCUCAUAUAUGCGUCAUCUUUCGGGUUAUAUCAUUACUUCGAGACAUUCUCCUUAUUAUCGAGUUAUAUUAUUAUUAUCAUCAUCGUAAUCGAUUUAAUCCAUAGAUACACCUCGUAUUCGAAUUCGAUCACCAUUCGCGCGAUUAAUCAGCAUCGGCGCCGUUAAAAUGCAUUCCGGGACUCGAAAUCGACAACGUAUUCUUCGUAGUACUUUGCGGUUACCUUUUUCUUAAAGUUUCAUAGUGACGGGCUGCUUUUCAUCAUCGUCGGUGUGAUUGUUUUCGCGCGAUUUGUAUGACUCAGAUGGGCGAUCAUUGCAAUAGUUAAUUUAUCGUCGACGAGCUGCAAAAUGCCAGUGAAAAUUCUUCAUUCUUCGCGACUAAUAUGCGCCAAAAAUCAUGCAUACCGUUAAACGCUAUGCAUCCUUAGUGAUAACAAUACCGACACAUAGAGUGAUUUUGAAUCUCAUCGUGGUGGCCGUCAUCGUGUCCUCGGCAUUGGAUGUCACUGCCGUUCGCUGGCUGAGCGUACAUCAAGUAAAAAGCAUACCCUGGAAUGAUACCAAAGUAUGUAAGGAUGCGAGAAAACAAUACGGUUUAACAAAACAACAGACGUCUUUUUGCAAAAAAUCUGCGGACGUUAUGCCGCACGUUCAAGAGGCUGCGAAAUUGGUCGUCAGCACAUGCGAAAUGUUAUUCCGAUCACGACGAUGGAAUUGCUCUUCAUUGAGGAAGUUACCAUUGAUAAAAGCAGAUUUGAAUACUGGUACCAAAGAACGAGCCAUAGUGCACGCCAUGAGCACGGCAGCUUUAACAUACACUGUUUCGCGAGGCUGUUCGCAAGCAUCGAUCAGCAGCUGCACUUGCUCCGACCAUCCAGACGAGCCUCCGCAUGGUAACUUCAAAUGGGGCGGUUGCGGGGACAACGUUGAUUGGGCGUCGCAAUUCUCCAGGCAGUUCGACAACAAAAAGAACCCCAAACGAGUGAAACGCGUCGUCAGCAAACCUCAGAAACGCCUCAAUGAACAAAACCAGCAACGCAGAGACCGAGGCACAAACGAUGACGGCAACGAAGUACUCGACCAAAAUACCGAUUUACUCAACGAGGUACACAAUCACAACGGCGAAAUGGGCAGAAAGCUCGUUUCCGAAAGCCUGACAACUCACUGUAAAUGCCACGGCGUCUCCGGUUCUUGUAGUAUAAAAACGUGCUGGAGAGGUUUACCGAUGAAAUUCAGCGAGAUCGGCGAAAGCGUCAUGGUUGCUUAUAACCGAGCUGUUCAAGUACACACGCUGAGCAGAAUGCACGUAGUAACACGCUAUGAAAAUGAACGAUGCUUACUUUACGUACAAGAUUCGCCAAAUUAUUGUGUACGUAAUCCAAAACUUGGAAUUUACGGAACAUCCGGAAGAGACUGUGACUCCAGCUUGAACGCCGCAGAAAAUUGCGAUGUGAUGUGCUGCGGAAGAGGCUACUCGUCUCGUAAUGUACCAUACUAUGAAAAAUGUCGUUGCCAGUAUAACCCGGCUCGUUACAAUGUUGUUUGUGAAAAAUGUACAUAUAACAGAACGGUUAAUACAUGUAAAUGACCUAGUGUUUUUACGUAUAUACGUAGGUAUCAAAUAUUUAUUGUUUUUCUCUUCUCUCUAUUUUUUUUUUGCUGUUUCAUGUUUUCAAAAAUUAUAUCAUUAUUAUUUUUGUUA
Molecule: messenger RNA, 2117 nt
Organism: Planococcus citri (citrus mealybug)
Lineage: Eukaryota; Metazoa; Arthropoda; Insecta; Hemiptera; Pseudococcidae
Product: protein Wnt-11-like
Exons: 5
Coding region: 813-2003 (396 amino acids)
Biological process (GO): cell fate commitment; neuron differentiation; canonical Wnt signaling pathway
Cellular component (GO): extracellular region
Molecular function (GO): frizzled binding; cytokine activity
Source: RefSeq, a predicted model, not a curated record